AUGACUCGUCUUGCUCUGGACGCGUUGCUCGAAAUUAACGCGCCUUUGGGCGUUCUCUACCGUCAUUUCCUUCAAGAUGCUUGGGUCCGUACCCAACUCAGCGGAUCAGAUCAAGACUCUUCCGUCCCCUUCUCUUGGCCCCCAGAUAAUACUGACUCUUCUCAUGACGAAGAUCUUUCACUUCAUCCAGGACUUUUUACAGUCGCUAUUAGUAUCUUUGAGGCUAUUGAGUAUUCUCAACAAAACGGCACACAAUCUCUGCCAACCCAAAAUGAACAGGACCAAGAUAAUGAUAAACAACAACAACAACAGCAACAACAAGAUAACAAUACACUUUUCGAGGAAAUACAAACAAAUAUCGUCUCCGAAAUACCCACUCUUCAUCACUUGAUUCUUGCAGAAUAUAUUUUGGCGCGUCUCUACAAUGAGGGCGGUGUGCCAUUGGCAAAAACUCCCUUCUUUGCACACUUUCUGCGCAUCUACGUUCAAGUUCCGUCUCUUCGGUUUCUCAUGCACCGCAUUCUCGAUGGCGGAUCCACAGCUGCAGCUCUUUCAUCCAUGCCUGUGGCUGCCGUGCUCAACUCAUGUGUCAAAGUAGCCUUUGAUGUGCGCGGGAAUAUUCUUCCUGAAAACGAGGAUUCUCUUAAAAAUAAUCAUCAUUCACAACAACCACAGGCACAAUACGGACCUGGAUUUGUGGCCGGCAGAAGCCUAGCUUGGAUAUUUGAAAUACUGGAUGCACAGGGUGCAGACGAAUCGGCUGUCAUCAAUACAUUGACGCCCACAGAUCCGGUGGACAUUUUAGACCGGCUCCUAGAUACCGUGGUCACAAUGCCCAUGCAUGCAGGAGAGUCCCAGAGCUUGGCUCAUGAACAUAGUGCUGGCGCACUUUUGACAGCCUUUAGCCGGGUAGCUUCCCCCAACAACAAGAAAAUACCGUUAUUACCACUCAAGGGAUGGGACCUUGAAGACAUUGUAUUGGAAGACAGGGCGAAUGGCAAGUCCCUGAAAGAAGAGCGAGCAUCUUCUCGAGCAUUCCAAACUAUUUAUCUUCGGAAUUUGUUACCAGUGCAAGGCGUGGACGCAACCACAAUGGAGCCACUGGUGGAAAAGAGCACACAGAAACCGAUUCCUGGAGACGAGGCUGUGGAAAAAUGGGUUGGUUGGCAAUAUCGUCGGCGAUUUUUGCAGCUAGUAAAGUGCGGGAUUUUGGAGACGGAUGAGAAUGGGGAAUCUGGAGGCAGCAGCAGCAGCAGCAGCAGCAGCAGUAAUGAUAAUGGUAGUAGUAUGACGAUGGAAGGUAUUUUCACGCCACUCAAAGGCCGCAUUUUGGAACAGCUUUUGCGCAUUUUGAGCUACUGGAAGCCAAGCAACAACAAGGACGAUAAGUCAUUUGGAGGGAAGGUGCGACAACUUUUGUUGGAUGCAAUUUGCGAGGGUAUAGAUACACAGGUGAGUAACACUGCAGCUGACUUUGUAUUUCGCAUCAGCACGGUGACAGAGCCUUCAAGCGAAGAGAAGGAAGAAGAAAAAGAAGGAUCCAAAGAAGAAGAAAACGAAGAAAAAGAAGAAAAGAGUGAGUCACAAAAGCAGAAUUUUUUAGUGGAAAGAGGUGAUGAGUUGCGACAGCUUAUUUACGGCGUGGUACUGCGGUGGCUUGAAGGUGUCAAUAGUUUGAGACCCACGAGCCAAGGGGGAGCAUUGAACGGUCGUGGGGGAAGUAGGAGAAGCAGCAAUGGGAGCUCGCGUGGAGGACGCGGGUCGGGUAGUAGCAGUAGCAGUAGUAAUAGUAGUAACAGCAGCAGCAGCAGCAGCAGCAGUGGUAGUGGUAGUGGUAGUGGUAGUGGUAGUGGUAGUGGGAACACCAAUAAUGGGGAAGAAGCACACACUGUGGAGCAGGAGCAUCAGGUGCGUUUGAUUUGCAUGGUGAUCUUAGGGUUGAUGCAGAGUGGGUAUUUGGAGCCUGCAGAUGAAUACACACUGUUGUAUGGGCAAUUUGUGGGGUAUAUAGGGCAGGUGGAAGAGGCACGGUCUGUUUACUUUUCGAUUAAUAACCGGAACGCUGGAGGUACGAGUAAUGGUGCUGGUGGUAGUAAUGGAGGAGGAGGAGGAUUACAGUCGGUCCGGGGGCCAAGCAAUGGAGGAGGGGAUCAUAAGCUUGUGACGGGGAUGCGGGGGGAUGAAAAGGUUCGAGCUGGGCAUAGAGCAGGGCCACGGGCUGAACGGUCAGGUGCAGGUGGGUAG
Messenger RNA from Magnusiomyces paraingens, 2244 nucleotides. RefSeq lists its product as uncharacterized. The transcript has a single exon. Lineage: Eukaryota; Fungi; Ascomycota; Dipodascomycetes; Dipodascales; Dipodascaceae. The coding region runs from base 1 to 2244 and encodes 747 amino acids. The record is from RefSeq and is a predicted model, not a curated record.